Alligator sinensis (Chinese alligator) is the source of this 2448-nucleotide messenger RNA. RefSeq names its product galactokinase 2 (gene GALK2). The transcript has 9 exons. Gene Ontology annotation, biological process: galactose metabolic process; carbohydrate phosphorylation. The record is from RefSeq and is a predicted model, not a curated record. Gene Ontology annotation, molecular function: ATP binding; galactokinase activity. Lineage: Eukaryota; Metazoa; Chordata; Crocodylia; Alligatoridae. Gene Ontology annotation, cellular component: cytosol; cytoplasm. Bases 805 to 2118 code for a protein of 437 amino acids.
GUUAUAUAAAUACAGAAACAGAAACUGAUAGAAGUGAGAAUGCAAAAAACAAUUUGACUCCAUCCCUUAUCCCUAAUUAAAAUACACAUUUUUGUUUAGAAUAGAAGAGUAGUAGCAUCUAUUUAGGACCCCACUCAUAUGGAAAGAAUAUCAUUUAGUUUUGGAAAUGUAGUAUUUGAUUAAGCUAAUUUGCAAUGUAAGUGUUACAGAACUGCAAAGUAUUAUUUACUCCAAAUCUGUGUUUUGUCACCUUUCUUUUUAUUUUUUCCAUUUAUCCAAUCUUCUGUAUGCCAACACACCUUCUUUUUAAAUUAGCUGGCAGAGAAAACCCUACAUUUUCAGAAAUGGCUACUAGUUUUGGAUGCUUCAUUGUUUGACUGAUACAUAUGAGAUGUAUUGUGCUCUUAGAAGCCUAGAGCAGCUACACUGGGAAAAAUCAGGCCCCCUUUGCUUUUUUAAGUUGCAUAUCUAAAGUGCUAAUCACUUUUGAAAAUGUAGGCCUAGUCUCCUGGCUUUGUUUUCAGUUGUAUUUUAAAACAAGAACUGUUUUAAACCUGUUUUAACAAGUAAUUGUUUUAAAACUUUCUUACUAGUCUACCCCACUCUUUAUCUUUACAAAUCAAGGUAACAAUGACAGCAAAAAAUAGGUUACAUUUAGCUGUUGUUGUAAAGAAUGCCUUCAUCGACUUCAGUGGACUUGGAGCCACGUUACUUUAAGGACUAAUUUUGGGGUGUGGAUUUUCUGUAUUCUACCUAGCUUUAUUCCUUCUAAAGCAUUCCAGUGUUCCUUCUAGACUGCUGAAGAUGAAGGAGAUGUUUAUUUCCAAAUUUGGAUCAGCUCCCAAGUUUUAUGUUCGUGCACCAGGACGAGUCAACUUAAUAGGAGAGCAUAUAGAUUACUGCGGGUAUGCGGUGUUACCUAUGGCUGUAGAACAAGAUAUACUUAUAAUGGUGGAACCUGUAAAAACUCAAGUUAUCCAACUGGCGAAUACAAACCCUUUGUACUUGGAUUUCAGUACUAGCGUUAAUAACAUUCAGAUUAACCAAACAAAACCUCUGUGGCACAACUACUUCUUAUGUGGAUUGAAAGGAAUUCAGGAACAUUUUGGUCUUAAUAACCCAACUGGAAUGAAUUGUCUGUUAGAUGGAACCAUCCCACCAAGUUCUGGUCUAUCUAGCUCCAGUGCCUUGGUGUGCUGUGCAGGACUCGUGACACUUACAGCUAAUGGAAAGAACCUUUCAAAGGUGGAACUUGCAGAAAUUUGCACCAAGAGUGAACGUUACAUUGGCACAGAAGGAGGAGGAAUGGACCAGUCGAUAUCAUUUCUUGCAGAAGAAGGAACUGCCAAGCUGAUAGAAUUCAAUCCACUGAGGGCAACUGAUGUGAAGCUUCCAAGUGGAGCAGCCUUUGUUAUUGCUAACAGUUGUGUUGAAAUGAAUAAAGCAGCAACUUCUCAUUACAAUAUUAGGGUAAUGGAGUGUCGUCUGGCCACAAAGCUUCUCUCCAAGUCAAAAGGCCUGGCCUGGAAAAAAAUGCUGAAACUCCAAGAUGUGCAGGUUGAGCUAGGGUUUAGCCUGGAGGAAAUGCUGACCAUUGUCAAGGAGGUAUUUCAUCCCGAGCCUUACAGCAUACAGGAAAUUUGUAAAUGCCUGGGAAUUAGCUUGGAAGAACUACGCACUCAGAUCCUCAGUCAAAACACGCAAGAUGUCACCACCUUUAAAUUGUACCAGCGUGCUAAGCAUGUGUACAGUGAAGCUGCCAGAGUGCUGGAGUUUAAGAAGAUAUGUAGUGAGGCACCUGCCAAUGCAAUCCAGCUGCUGGGAGAAUUAAUGAACCAGAGUCAUAUCAGCUGCAGGGACAUGUAUGAAUGCAGCUGUCCUGAACUGGAUCAGCUGGUGGACAUCUGCCUGCAGUUUGGGGCCAUAGGGUCACGCCUGACUGGAGCAGGAUGGGGCGGCUGCACUGUGUCAAUGGUGCCUACUGACAAGCUGACUUCUUUCCUAAAAAAUGUGGAACAAGCUUAUUACAAAACUGAUGACCAAAGGUUAGCGCUGGAGAAUAAUAGCCUGUUUGCUACCAAGCCCGGAGGUGGAGCUUUGGUUUUACUCGAGGCCUAAAGAACGUAAAAAUUUGAAAGAAACUAUGUAGGCCAUUUGGGAACUGGCAGGACUUCCCAUGCCACAGUAAAUUAAUCCCUUUUCUGUUUUAGAUUAAAAUGAGCAGUUGCUAUUAUCAAGAUACAUUUCUAAAGAAACAAUUAAAAGAGCUCUCUUAGGCUUUACAAUGUAUUUUUAAAACCUAAAAAUCUCUCCCCAGCUAAUAGUAUCCUAAAUGCUUAUUUCUCUGUGGAUUGUAUCGUGUAUACAUUGAUUUGGUGAAACAUACCGAUUUGAAAAAUUGAAAUGAACAAGGCAGACAAUUAAAAUAAAGAUGCAUACUUUUCUUAA